This is a messenger RNA of Vidua macroura (Pin-tailed whydah), 1304 nucleotides long. RefSeq names its product mitochondrial inner membrane protein MPV17 (gene MPV17). The record is from RefSeq and is a predicted model, not a curated record. Gene Ontology annotation, cellular component: membrane; cytoplasm. The coding region runs from base 78 to 1247 and encodes 389 amino acids. Lineage: Eukaryota; Metazoa; Chordata; Aves; Passeriformes; Viduidae. The transcript is spliced from 6 exons.
ACUGACCAAUAAACGCUCUCGGUCGCGACACGGCAUCGCGCCGCGACACGCGUCACCGCGCCGCGACGCGCGGGACCAUGGCGGCGCUGUGGAGGGGCUGCGGGCGGCUGCUGGCGCGGCGGCCCGGGGCGGCGCAGGCGCUCACAGCCGGGGCCCUCAUGGGAGCUGGGGAUGUGAUUGCACAGCAGCUGGUGGAGCAGCGGGGGCUGCACGGGCACCACUGCCCCCGCACCCUGAAAAUGAUGGCCAUUGGCCUCUGCUUUGUGGGCCCUGUUGUGGGCAGCUGGUACAGGAUCCUGGACUGGCUCAUCCCAGGGAAUACAAAAGUUGUGGCUGUGAAGAAGGUGAUCCUGGACCAGGGGGGUUUCGCUCCGUGCUUCCUUGGCUGCUUCCUGGCUGUCACAGGGGCCACGAACGGGCUGUCGGUGCAGGAGAACUGGUCCAAGAUCCAGCAGGACUACAUGGAUGCCCUGAUGACCAAUUACUGUGCUGGUUGUUGUCCAGUGUGUUGCCAUCGUUUGGAACUGCUACCUGUCCUGGAAAGCGAAUCGGAUGUGAGGCACGAGCCGUGUCCCGUGCCUGUGCCCAGCCUGUGCGCUCCUGACCCCACCACAGCUCAGAGCCCUGGCCGUGGGCACGCGUGGCCGCGGGCAGACUGGGACACACAGGGUCCUGCAGCAGCCAUCCCGCUCUUUUCUCAGGGGAACACCAUCCCCUAUGGCCACAGCCCCCACUGCCCCAGGGAGAAGAUGGUGCCAGGACAGGCCUGGAUCUGCUCUAGCCAUGCUGUGCAGCAACUCUGCCCACGAUGCUCUCUGUCUGUGCUCAGCCAUUUCCGAGCCCUGCACACAGGGUGCUCCUGCCCUGAGCAUCACUCUGACCUUCCCCAUGGCACAUCCCAAGGGAAAAGAGGAGUGGAAAUGGAGCAGGGCUGGCCCUGGGCUGGCUGUGCCAUGGGCACAGAGCUGGGGUCACUGCAGGCUGGGGAUGCUCUCCCCGAAAACAGGGUUUGCUGUGGCUCUGCUGUGGACAGUCAAAGCAUCAAUAAACAGUGGUCUUCACUUUUGAUUCCCAUGGCCCUGGGGCUUGUGGCCCAGCAUGCCCCCAGGCUCUCAAGAUGCUGUUCCAGAGCAACCAUUCUGUUAUGGAUCAACAGGUCCACUCUGCCUCAUCUCAAGGCACUGAGCAUGGGGCUAGGGACUGCAGGCUGGGGUGGUCUGCCCCACUGGCUAGAGAAGGGACUCUGACAGAGGGUGGAUGGUGGUUUAGGGGGUCAUCAGGUCCUACUGAAGCUGUUCCAUGGG